AUGAACUCUCCAGCUGCCUUCUGCGUCCUUCAGUUUGGCAUCGUCCUCUGUCUUUCUGGAUUUGCCCAUGGCUUUAGCUUCUCUCUGCUGCUCAGUGAAAUAGACAACUUGAAGGAGUACUAUAAUGCAAGUCAACCUGAUGUCGCUGAAGAUGGGCCUCUUUUUGUAAGGGUGCUAAGAGAUGCUCAACAGGAUGAAAAGAAAGUCAUUUUGAGCCAAAUAAUCUCGAUGUAUUUGGACAUAUUUUCCACCCUCGAGGAUAACCACGUGGUCAAAGAGAGCAUGGGGAAAAUCAGGGAGAGUAUGGUGCAGUGGAAUCAGACUCAUGGGUUCAAGAAAUUAGGCGACCUGCAGAAACUGAUCAAGACUCCGGUAACAGACGCUAAAAUUCAACGCAAAGCGGUUCACGAACUCUUCUGGGUCGUUCAAAACCUCUACAACAUGACAGGCAAUUCUGGUCAGAGGAAGAAAAGGAGAAGUCGCCAAAGGAUAUCCAAAUAUUAG
This is a messenger RNA of Tachyglossus aculeatus (Australian echidna), 504 nucleotides long. It is a transcript of the gene IFNG, whose product is annotated as interferon gamma. The coding region runs from base 1 to 504 and encodes 167 amino acids. Gene Ontology annotation, cellular component: extracellular region. The transcript is spliced from 4 exons. The record is from RefSeq and is a predicted model, not a curated record. Lineage: Eukaryota; Metazoa; Chordata; Mammalia; Monotremata; Tachyglossidae. Gene Ontology annotation, biological process: immune response. Gene Ontology annotation, molecular function: type II interferon receptor binding.